This is a messenger RNA of Orbilia oligospora ATCC 24927, 3003 nucleotides long. RefSeq lists its product as uncharacterized. The coding region runs from base 1 to 3003 and encodes 1000 amino acids. Gene Ontology annotation, cellular component: membrane. NCBI's taxonomy places the organism in Eukaryota, Fungi, Ascomycota, Orbiliomycetes, Orbiliales, Orbiliaceae. The record is from RefSeq and is a predicted model, not a curated record. The transcript has 7 exons.
AUGUUGACGAAUUACUUAUUUGUUGCAGCUAGCCCGGAUCAACAAACCUGGACUGCCUAUGGGUCCGAAAGAAUCCGAGCACAGACAGCUGAGCUAGCAUCUCUUGCAAUAUCAACCACACCCUCGCAUGAAAUUGGAGCCGAUUAUCGUGAAGGUAACAAUACUCUGCGGUCAGGAGGUGGCUUUCCAUCAAUUGACCGAGUAUCAUCAACAGAUAGCCCCAUUCUGGUGAAAUCACACCUUCCUCGCGCUUCAAAUACUCGGCAGGAGCCAUUUGUAGAAGAUGGUGGCCUGUGUCCACCAGAGGACUAUUCCAGAUCAUCGGGCCCGUCCCAUCUCACCCGCCUUUUGCGGAAUCCGCCUCCAGCAGAGACCCCGGUCAGCAGUAUGAAUGGUAUGGAACGGAACAAUGAUCUAAGACAGGACGAAAUAGCUACGGAAAGAGAUAGCUUGCUACAAACCAAAAUAUUAGAUCAUAUUCCGCCGUCAUACAAUUCAUCUUCACCGAAUGAAGUCGAAGCUCAAACAUCUUCGGCGGCUGGAGGGAAGAUCGGAUCCCUACGAAAUCCGAAUAUAUGUUCCCUAGCGAUAAAACUUUCGUCGGCAAAACAUUGGAACCGACGGGUGAUUUGGACUAAUGCAGUUGUCGCACCGAUUAGUGCCUUUCCUGCUGUUGCCUUGGCACUUCUCCUAAAUCUCCUCGACGGCCUCUCAUAUGGGAUAAUUCUUUUCCCGUUAGGCGAAGCAAUAUUUAGCGACCUCGCACCUGACGGCCUCUCAAUAUUCUUCGUUAGCACGAUUGUCUCCCAACUAGUAUAUUCUUGCGGGCUUAGCAGGUUCAAUGCUGUAGGUUCCGAGAUGAUCGAGGUGGUACCGUUCUUCCACAAAAUGGCUUUCACGAUUUUAUCACAAGUCGGACAAGACAAAAGGGCUGUCAUUUCGACAACUAUAUUUUGCAUGGCGCUCAGCUCCGUUCUAACGGGUGUCGUCUUUUUUCUGCUUGGCUAUCUUAAAUUGGGAUCUUUGAUUGGAUUUGUCCCUCGUCAUAUCCUUGUGGGGUGCAUUGGAGGCGUGGGCGCUUUUUUGGUUCUAACUGGGAUAGAAACCGCAGCAAGGCUGGAAGGGUCACUUGAAUACACCUUUGAUACACUGAAGGUGCUAUUUUCAUUGCCCACAUUCUUCAUGUGGAUGCUCCCUUUGGCAAUCUCCGUUUUUCUCUUGGUUUUAUUGCAAUUCCUCAAACACCCUUUUACGGUCCCAGCAUUCUUUCUCUCAAUUUUAGCAUCUUUUUAUCUCCUUAUCGCAGCUAUUCCGGCACUAACCAUCGAAGGCUUGCGGGAUGGCGGCUGGGUUUUCAACGCUCCAAAGUCCAAUGUGCCGUUUUGGCACUUUUACACGCUGUAUGAUUUCAGGGCCAUUCAUUGGGAGGUCGUUCUGGAAAAUAUCCCCACGAUGAUGGCGCUGACGUUUUUUGGGAUAUUGCAUGUUCCGAUCAACGUCCCGAGUUUGGGAAUGACCCUUGGCCUCGAAAAUGUGGAUGUUGACCGAGAACUCAUUGCCCAUGGUGUCUCCAACUGUCUGUCCGGUCUUGUGGGGAGCAUACAAAACUACUUGGUUUAUGCCAAUAGCGUGCUUUUCAUCCGUAGUGGUGGCGAUAGCAGGCUUGCUGGUAUUAUGCUGGCACUAGCAACUACAGCGAUUUGGAUGGCUGGACCUGGGAUCAUCGGAUACAUCCCCGUCUUUGUUGUUGCUAGCUUGAUAUUUUUAUUGGGGAUUGAACUGCUCAGAGAAAGUUUAUAUGAUACCUGGAGAAAGCUGCAUAAGUUUGAGUAUCUUACAGUUUUUAUCACUGCGGUGACGAUGGGGUUAUACGAUUUCGUCGUGGGGAUUCUAGUUGGAAUAAUUUUAACUAGCCUCGCCUUCGUCAUCCAAGCUAGUCAGAAACCAGCUAUUCGUGCUGCAUAUUCGGGCGCCAGGUCGACUGUUCGACGCCAUCCUUUCCAACAACGAUUCUUGAACCAGGUUGGACCUCAGAUCUACUUGUACAAGCUUGGAGGGUUUAUAUUUUUUGGGACAAUAUCCUCGGUGGAGAAUAGUAUCCUUGACCUCCUUGACGAGCGAAAUUUUAACGAACGACCUAUCCGGUUUCUUGUUCUCGACCUGACUGGGGUUAAUGGGAUUGAUUUUUCUGCCGCUGAAGCUUUCAUGAGGAUACGAAGGAUGUUGGAGAAGCGGGAUAUAUUCUUAGUUCUGACCGGACCGAAUGGGGAUGUUAAUGCUGCCUUGGAGGGCGUGGGGAUAUGGGAUGGUGAUGAAGACGGGGUAAAGUUGUUUUCCGACUUGAACGAUGGGCUGCAGUGGUCAGAGAAUUUUCUCCUCGAGGCCUACUAUGCAUCGAAGGAUCAAGUAUCGUCACGCACUACACAUUUAGAGGUACCAAGCCGGCCGAGGGCAGAAGUUGAGAACGUCAUGAACAACUCGCCGAGAAUCAGCCAACUGAGAGCAGCUGCAAAGAUGAGAGAACGAGAGGAGUCGGUAUCGAAGUGGUCAAGCUUUAAACAACCGCUGCCGUUGAUACUUCAGACAUUUCAAGAAAGAACGGCGGAGAACGAAGACUUUUGGUUUCGAAUUAUCGAUUUCUUCGAGAGGAAGGAGUUCCUGAAGGGUGCAGUUCUAUUCAGCCAAGGAGAGGCAGCAUCUGAAUUUUACCUCAUCCAAGAAGGAUUGCUCAAGGCAUCCUAUAACCAUCAAACGGGAAGAUACUAUGAGAGCAUUACGGCUGGGACAACAUGCGGAGAGCUUCCAUUUUUCUCAGAGACACCCAGAACCGCCACUGUUGUCGCUGAACGAGAUUGCGUGACCUGGGCAAUGAACCGGGAACAAUGGGCUCAGUUGCAGGAACAAUAUCCGGAUGUUGGGAGAGAAUUGUACCGGUUGGCGUUAAAGCUAACUACGGAGAGAAUGGAAUCCAUAACAACUUAUAUACUUACGAGGAGCAGUUGA